Moneuplotes crassus is the source of this 481-nucleotide messenger RNA. The record is from the annotation of a GenBank genome assembly. NCBI's taxonomy places the organism in Eukaryota, Ciliophora, Spirotrichea, Euplotida, Euplotidae.
UAAAAAAUGGAGUGACCAGUUUGACUUGGAAACUAUAAUGAAGAAGCAAGGAGACCAAAGAUUUUACCUGAAUGCGGACAUUCACUGUGUGAGCUUUGAGUUCCACAACUUUGGAAGGGUGGAUCAAUUAAGUGCCCACAAGAUAAUACAGUCUCAUUAGUGCCUAAUAUAGAAGACCUCAAGACUAAUUUCGCUGCACUAUCGUUGAUAAGACAGAAUAUUGAAUCAAAUCUUAAUGGAGCUGAUAACUCAAAUUCUCAGGUUGAUGAGCAAAACAACGAGGAAGAGUUUGGAUUUAAUAUUACUGAAGAGGAUAAGAGAGACUACCUGAAUUUCAGAAAGUUCUGCAUUGGAAGAAUUAAAGAGCUACUAGAGAAAGAUUAAGCUGAGUAAUUUUCCAACCAGGAGGGAUCGUUCAGGUGAUGAAGGAUCUUAAUAGUAAUUUUAGCUAAAUCUCAUGCGAAUAUCGUCGGAAUUUUAC